Molecule: messenger RNA, 1844 nt
Organism: Ostrea edulis (European flat oyster)
Lineage: Eukaryota; Metazoa; Mollusca; Bivalvia; Ostreida; Ostreidae
Product: protein unc-93 homolog A-like
Exons: 3
Coding region: 177-1616 (479 amino acids)
Source: RefSeq, a predicted model, not a curated record
UACAAGUGAAAAAUAUUUAUGUUCGCUCUCUGUUUUACAAACGUUCCACUCCAGUAGAUCCACCAACAUGUAUGUUCAGGUUUACCGAUUGCAUGCUGCAAACGCACGUACAUGUAGUCCAACUGAUAAGGUUAACCUGAUAACAAACAUUAUUCACCUAGAUACCUUUAUACGACAUGUGUUCUCCAAACUGUUUCGCUAGUGAAAAUAAUCUGUCUGGAAAAGAGAAACGAACUGUUAUAAUAUUAUCGAUUAUUUUUGUGGUUGUUUUCAGUGGGUUUGAUGGCAUGCAAAACUUGCAGAGUACCCUUAACAACGAGUCAGGACGAGGAGUGAUUUCUCUUUCGGUUGUUUAUGGAUGUUUUGUGUUAUCCUCAUUUUUUGCCCCGUCAUUCAUCCGGGUUCUGACGGCUAAGGGUUGUUUAAUCAUAUGUUGUGUAUCUCAUGUGGUGUAUGCAGCUAGUAAUCUCUACCCAGUGUUCUGGACGCUAUUAUCAGCCUCUGCUUUUGUUGGAUUAACUUCCGGUGCAUUAUGGACCUCACAAGGGAUGUAUAUAUCUCAGUGUGCAAUAUCAUUCUCUCAAACCAAAAACGUUCCAGUGAAGGAAAUAUUUGGAAAAUUCCAUGGUAUAUUUUACUUCAGUUACGCAUUUCCUAGAAUACUUGGAAACUCUCUUUCUUCUAUUAUUUUGAUGCAAAGCCAUUACAAUGAAACCACUACUAAUUCUUCCGAGACUGGAGAGAUAAUUACGUGUGGAGCGGAUUUAUGUCCAGAAAUGUCAAUGGCACAGGUAUCACUCGAAGAACCAGAUCCAUUGACCGUUAAGAUACUCAUGGCUGCAUUCACAACUUUAAGUAUCAUCGGUCUCUUCCUGUGCAUUUUCUUAUUACCACCACUUCCAAUUACUGUGACGUCAUCACAGAAGAGUGUCUGUAGAAAAAUGCUCUCUUCUUCCUGUUCAUGUCUUCGGUUGAACACAGAUGUAGCGAUGAUCCUUUUUAUCCCAUCUGUUGUGUUGUUCUCAUUUGUGGAGUCCUUCAGUUGGAUUGAUAUCCCCAAGGCCUAUAUCAGCUGCCCCUUUGGUGUAGAGUUUGUCGGAUUUUUCAUGGCCUUGAAUGGAGUUAUGAAUGGGAUUUCGUCCUUCCUUCUUCCAAGACUGGCCAAUCGUAUCGGCAGAAAGUACGUAAUGGCGUCUCUAAUUAUUGGUAUCACCGCUGUGCACGUUGGUUUCUUGGUAUGGACGACUACUGAUGAUGGACUACCACAAAUAAUAGGGAUCAUCGCCGUGCAUGGACUGUUGGAAGGGGGGUUCUGCACACUUCUAGUUGCAUUAUUGUCAUUCAUGUACGCAGAAAAUACGGACGCCUCUUUCGCCAGCUUCACGACAUGGAAAGCAUUAGGCAACACAGUCAACAUUGGUCUUGCCUACUAUUUGUGUGAAAGAUCAAGAUUAUACAUCAUAUUUGCCCUUUGUACACUUUCCAUAAUCUCCUAUGUCGCCCUGGAUAUACAUCUGCAAAAGAAAACAAAAUUGACAGAGGUUGAUUAUGAAGAGGAGAAUGAGACCAUUAAUGUAGAAUUAAGGGGUGCAGAGGAUUCAAGCGACAAAAAGUAGGAGAGCUUUGGUAGAAAUGUCUUUAUUACAGUUUUAUAUCUCGUAGGCACCUAAUCCCACCUCUGGUAUAUCAAGGGGUACGUGUUUGCCCAACUCUCUAUUUUGUAUUGCUUAUAAGAGUUAUGAGAUUGAUCACUGUUCCUUAUCUUGGACCUUUCAUCUGUAACUCACCUUAGGGUAUAUUGGUUGUGGAAACUGGAAAAUUGAAUUAAAUGUUUAUAUCCAAAA